This is a messenger RNA of Serendipita indica DSM 11827, 1926 nucleotides long. NCBI's taxonomy places the organism in Eukaryota, Fungi, Basidiomycota, Agaricomycetes, Sebacinales, Serendipitaceae. The record is from the annotation of a GenBank genome assembly.
AUGGGCCUGUCUCGCGCCUUACUAGCGCGACUCACAUUCAAUCCCCCACAAUCUGUCAUACAACACUUUUGCCGUCAAAUAUCCCGCUUAACGAUCACAAAUACGAGCUUUCGUCGGUCACAUUCGCACUCGCUCGUCGCCCCCGACUUUGUGCUUACUGCUCGCGAUGCGACAAACUCGGGGCUACCCCCCGGGAUCUCUACCGUCCGAGAACUCGAGUGGAUGGUGUUUCGUCAUAAUGCAUUUUACUAUGCCGUAGCCGCCUUGUUCACUCUGCUCAUCUACGAAUACUGUAUCACGUUCCACAAAGAGGUUCAAUUCAUUUGGCGGGCCAAGUCCAAGUUUACGCUCACCAAUUGCCUCUUCUUCCUCAACCGAUACCUCCCCAUCUUUCGUGCCGGCAUCUUUCUCUUCUUCUCCUUUUUCCCUCCUAGCAACCCACGAACAUGUACACGCUUUACGGACAUCAAUUCUUGGUGCACGAUGCUCUCCGUUGCCACGGUUGAAAUACUCAUGCUUGUUCGCACUUGGGCAUUGUACUCAAAGUCGCGCAAGGUGGGAAUCAUACUUCUCGCUGUAUGGCUGGUAGCGCUGGGAGGAUGCGUCGUUGUCGUCAAAUCCUCUAUCAAACCGAUUCCUGGGGUCAUUCCUCUCGACCCCAUCUAUAUCAAUCCUUGCGACAGACCGUCGCCCUAUAAGUAUUUUAUCACUUAUGUCAUCGUGCUCUGUUUCGAACUGUUUAGCUUUAUCAUCAUGAUGGUCCGCAUCAACUCUCUUGCAUCCAGAACACCAUCUACCAAUGUCCGCGGCCGUGUACGGAGGAGUGCACGGCCUCUUAUCCCGACCAUCCAGAAGCAUGGUCUCUACUACUUUACCUGCGUUGUUUGUGUGAUGACUCUCAACGUCGUGGCGUCCUUUUCGAAAUCCCUGUCGAGAGUAGUCAUCAACGCGGGCAUGGGCCCGAUUAUUGCCUCCAUUGCGUGUAACCGAGUCAUCUUCGCCUUGCAUGGUCUAUACACCGAGAUAGACCAUGGUCCACGCUCGGCAAUAUCUUCCUUCAAAACCGCCAAACCUCCGAGCGGAAAUCAGAACCAUCUCCAUGUCGCAGAUAGCGGCCCCAGCGAGACGUCGAUUAAAUACGACGACGAAGACAUUGCGCGAACUCGACAGGACCUCACAACGAGGGACCUCGGAGUCAACGAGUACCGUAGACCCAGCCUGCCAAACGACCUUCACGAGAUGGAGGCUGAAGGGUAUGCGGAGAAGGGAAAUACAUCGUCUGGUUCACCAAAAGAUGGCGUCCUUUCGCCCAACUCAAUCUCCAACUUUUCUGCUCGGCCGCAGUUACCUCUCCACGGCCACCAUACAAGCUGGAGCACCACCCAAAGCUCCAAAGAGUUUACAAGUGACUCGAAGAGUACGAGCAUUCUCCAUCGUUCACGGUCAACUGCGCCAACGAUCGAUUCACAAACGCCGCUUCAUCGCGCCACGAGUUCCGACGCGCAUUUACCCAAGUUGAAUUCUCCAUUGCCCCCUUUGGAGACUGGGGGACGAGAGUCGUCGCGUGGUCAUAGGAGCUCGUCAUCGUUUGGGACUGUCGUACGGUCACUUUCUCGAGGCGCUCCGAAUCGGGAUCCUGGAGCAAUGGAAGCUGGACUUGGGACGGAGAUGUCUUCUGGAGAAUCGUCGACGGGCGGCAAGCGUCCUCCAUGGUGGCAACGUAAUGUUACUCCCAAGCGAGAUGAAGAGUUGGAGACAAAGGCAAAGGAUAAAGGUGUCGUCAAGGGUCGACCAAGAGGUCGGGAGCGACACCCGCUGGAUCAUCAGUAUGAGAUGGAUACGAUUCUUACCGGUGGUUCUGGAGAUGUCUCGGGGUCUGGAGCCCUACGGAGACGCAGAUUCGACCGUUGGAGAUAUCUCAGAUGA